GUAACCUGUUCCCUACCUUCCUCGAUUCGCGCUGUAUCGGUCGGCUGGCAGAUCUGAACCGGCCUCAUCAUAUCUUGCAGUAUUAUUCGAGCAGUUGCGGAACGCAAUUCGUGCCGAUAAUCACACCAAGAGUGAAUUAGUAACAAGUUAAUUUCAAAAUGAAUGCCGUUAGAUCCUUAGUGCGUCAAUUACCGAGAAAACUGAUCGACGGUAGAAAAUUCCACGCAUGUGCUGCAUUGUGUCAGAAUAAUCCUCGUCCCUUGACGGAAUUCACCGACGAUGAACAGAUGAUGAAGGAAACCGUGGCGAAACUUGCCAAAGAUGAGAUCUCGCCAAUCGUAAGAAAAAUGGAAAAAGAGGGUAAAAUCGAUGACGGGUUGUUGCAGUCUUUGUUCGCGAAUGGGCUAAUGGGCAUGGAAAUUCCCGAGAAGUACGGGGGCACAGGGAGCAAUUUCAUGUCGACGAUAUUGAUGGUGGAGGAAUUGGCUAAGGUAGACGGAGCGGUUGCUGCUCUCGUCGAUAUUCACAACACUUUGGUAAAUUCACUGAUAAUUAAAGUCGGUACAGAGGAGCAGAAAGCAAAGUAUUUGCCAAACCUUGCUCAAAAAUACCCAGGUAGUUUCUGUUUAACUGAGCCCAGCGCGGGAUCUGAUGCAUUUUCAUUGAAAACAGUGGCGAAGAAAGACGGUUCCGACUAUGUCAUCAACGGAACUAAAAUGUGGAUAUCAAACUCAGACAUAGCUGGAGUAUUUUUAGUUUUUGCAAACGCGGACCCAUCAGCGGGAUACCGAGGCAUCACCACAUUUUUCGUUGAUAGAGAAACACCGGGACUCACAGUAGCUAAACCAGAGGAUAAAUUAGGCAUCAAGGCGUCGGGGACUUGCAUGUUGCAUUUCGACAAUGUUAGAAUUCCAGAAAGCAACCUACUGGGAGAGUUUGGUCACGGUUACAAAUAUGCCGCCGGUUUUUUGAACGAGGGGAGAGUUGGCAUUGGUGCUCAAAUGAUAGGCAUGGCGCAGGGCUCGCUUGAUGCAACAAUACCUUACACUUUAGAGAGGAAGCAGUUUGGAAAAGACAUAUUUUCGUUUCAGUCCAUGCAGCACCAGAUUGCACAAGCAGUGACGGAGGUUGAGAGUGCAAGAUUGCUCGUUUACAACGCAGCACGUCUGGUGGAGGCAAAGAAGCCAUUUGCAAAGGAAGCCGCGAUGGCGAAGCUAGUUGCAUCUGAAACCGCAGUUAGGGUGACUGCUAAAUGCAUAGAUUUCAUGGGGGGCGUUGGAUACACGACUGAUUUCCCACAGGAGAAAUUCUUCAGAGAUUGUAAAAUUGGCACAAUAUACGAGGGAACAAGCAACAUGCAGUUGUCGACAAUAGCAAAAGCGAUCCGCCAGCAAUACUCUUGAGU
This is a messenger RNA of Diprion similis, 1405 nucleotides long. Its product is annotated as short/branched chain specific acyl-CoA dehydrogenase, mitochondrial. The transcript is spliced from 9 exons. Gene Ontology annotation, cellular component: mitochondrion. Lineage: Eukaryota; Metazoa; Arthropoda; Insecta; Hymenoptera; Diprionidae. Bases 159 to 1403 code for a protein of 414 amino acids. Gene Ontology annotation, molecular function: acyl-CoA dehydrogenase activity; flavin adenine dinucleotide binding. The record is from RefSeq and is a predicted model, not a curated record.